Molecule: messenger RNA, 5010 nt
Organism: Sporothrix schenckii 1099-18
Lineage: Eukaryota; Fungi; Ascomycota; Sordariomycetes; Ophiostomatales; Ophiostomataceae
Exons: 15
Coding region: 1-5010 (1669 amino acids)
Biological process (GO): carbohydrate metabolic process; proteolysis
Molecular function (GO): serine-type endopeptidase activity; chitin binding
Source: RefSeq, a predicted model, not a curated record
AUGCCCAAGGCCGUCGGCGGCAACUCUGCAUCCGGUCGCAAAAUUGGCUACUGGCAAAGCUCCAACGUCCGCAAGCGCCAGUAUAAAGAUGGCAAGUUCAAGUGCCCUCCCGUUCGACCAGGCGACAUUCCUCUUGAUACCAAUAUUCCCUCGGUGGCCGUUGGACGCAUUUAUACUAUGCUUUUGGCACCUUUGUACACGGAAUUUACUGCCCUCAAAUAUCGACCAAAUGGGCCACAGACUUGGAUCGCCGUUGGUGGAUUCGAUUUCAGUGACCCCGGCGUAGAUCCGGAUGCAGAGACGGACACCGCGCCAGAUGUGUCCACACACAGCACCUGGAGCGACAUGGCAAUGACGACGGACCGUCGAACAGCAUUCAUACAAUUGCUCAUUACCUUUAUGGAUAAAUACGGCUUCCAGGGCAUUGAUCUCGAUUGGGAGUAUCCCGUCUCCGAGGAUCGUGGAGGACGUCCAGAGGAUACCAAAAAUUUCGUGUCUUUAGUUCGCGAGAUGCGACAGGCCUUCGGCACGAAAUACGGCAUCAGUGUGGCUUUAGCACCCGAUUUCUGGUACCUACGUUACUUCGAUGCCGUCGCCAUGCAGCCGUAUGUCGACUGGUUCGGCUUUAUGGCAUAUGAUCUUCAUGGUGUUUGGGCAUCGGACAGCAAAAGUAAACUCGUCAGAGGCCAUACGGAUGCCGAAGAAAUCUACAAAGACAUCAUCCCACUUUCCUUUGACGGCCUGGAUUUUAGGAAGAUCAACUUUGGCAUGGCAAUCUACGGGCGAGGGUUUACGCUGGCAGACCCAAAAUGUCGAGCCAUGGACGGGACCUGCUCAUGGACAGGCGGAAACGAGGCUGGUAUUUGCACCGACUUUUCUGGUGUCUUAUCCUAUGACGAGAUUCAGCAAAAGAUCUUAGACGCCCAGCGCCAGAACAGGGCAGGCCCGACCCUAGACCCUACAACAAUGAUGAAAUAUCUCACAUGGGGCGACAAGCAACAAAACUGGAUCGGAUAUUAUGAUCAAGAGACUUGGCAGCUCAAGAAGACCAAUCUGGCCGACAAAUACGGUUUUGGUGGCACAUUGUUUUGGUCUGUCGAUUUCAUGGGCCAGGGUAUGAAUAUAUCGGAUGUGUACAUUGACCCUUCACUGGUCUGUCAGGAUGGAAACAAUGGCAACCGCAUCGCAUCUUGCCAUCAACCGUGUCGUUUGAUUAUGCCCCAAUGUGCCAUACCCACGACAACCGUGACGGCCACAUAUACCAUCACAUUCGAGGUUUACCAGGGUCCGUCUUCGACUCUUACCGAGACAAUGAUCACGGAAGUCACAGUUACGACAGCCUCCAUCUCGUUCUCGCCUGUCUACGUCGGCGGUGGCCGCAAUGGAGGCGACACAUUUACCCCUGUUCCCAUCAUUCCUAUGCCAUCCAUGAUUCUUUCUGUGACCCCAACUGCCGGUGGCACUGUGACAACCCGUACAGUCACCCUGCCUAACUGGCCUACGACAGGCCAGUGGCCACCCCCCGGCGGAGUCACUAACCAGGACCCUUGGCAAGCGCCCACGCACAGCGAUGCCAGCAGCAGCACGUCAACACAAGAACCCUUUGCUCCUCUUCCGCCGCUAUACCCGAUAACGGGCCCUACAGACCCUCCAGUACCCAAGGAGACAGAUUUUAGAACGACCGAGACGACCGAGACGACCAGCACGACAACAGCUGCGGUUGUCAUCAUGACAUGGCCGCCAGGUGUAAUAGAACCUACAGACAACGACGAUGACGAUAUUAUACCAUGUCAUGCAUGGUUCCUUACCGGCUUUAAAUUGAAUUUUCCAAUACCACCUGGCCUUUACAUUUUUCCACCUCCCGAUCCUCCUUCUAUUAAACCACCCCCAGGCAUGAACAUUAAUCUUAAACCCGAGCCACACAUCAUUCUGACACGUGGCAAGGACAACAAAUGGACCACGUCGCAGCGGAGUGACCAAACUAGUUCCUGCGCACACAGUACCACGGUGUUUGAUACGGCAACAUCCGUGACGGCGACGGUAACAAUUAGCGGAAAGAGCACAUGGACAUCGACAGCUACAGUGCGGUCAACGCAGAUUCCCCGGACCGGUUGUCACUUGCAGGCCACGGCCACAACCGGCCAAACAUUUGUGACAAACACUAACUGCCCACAUGCCAGAGGUAUUGUAGCCUUUGAACGCAAAAACGAGGAAGAUGACAGUGAUUCAGAUGGUAGUGAUGCAGAUGGUAGUGAUUCAGACAGUAGUGAGUGGGCCGACCAUCAGCUCCAUUCCGCUCAGAGACAUGCCAACAAUAAAUCUCUUGGCCAUGAUGAUAACCUUAGCCAAUCAAGACCUGGUAAGAAUACCAGAAAAUCUACCAGCCGACGACAUCCAUCUGCACCGCAAUCUCCACACAGACGAGAAGAAAACAAUGACAUCGACAUUGACUGUUGGUUUGGCCAUUAUGGUAUACUAUUGCCCGCGGAUCCCCUUAACGUCGUCGACAUUGAUCGGCUUCUGGAUGACUACAAAGCGAAUCGGAAUCUCCAGUUCACCAAGAUAUGGGCACCAUCGCAUCGAGGGUUCACAGCAGGUUACUUUUUGGAGGACGCUACGAUACGGCUCGAGAAUGAAUUAAUAGCACUUCGGAAUAGUGGAAUCCUACGACCAUUUUUUUACAUAGAUCACUUCCACUUCAGUGACUCAUCGGAUGGAUCACUGGGCGGAUCGCUGCGACGACGAACCAGACCAGUGAUGUCAUUCAAUAUCACAGAAACCAAAGCACAAAAUAGAGAGCAGGAAGUAAGGCGCAGUACGAACGUCGUCGCCAAAUCUAGUUCGUGGAGCGCAUCUCAGGUCUCAGUUCCUAGAGGCGUUCGAUGGCCAAACGACCAAUCCCGCAUAGGGAAUGACUACCACUAUUAUUACCACCCAUCCGCUGGCCAGGGCCAAAACAUACAUGUCUGUGAGGCUGAUGAUAUUCCUUGGCACGCCCAUACAGUAAGCAUAGAUGUCAUCGCCGCCACCCUAUGUUCUCGACAAGUACAUUCUGACCACGUUGGACAGGAAUUUUCAAACUUCCAAUCACGCAACUUGCCAGUACGUGCAUACAGUGUCCGUGGGGGACCAGUCUUCACCGGCGACGGUUACCACGAGCCCCUGGUUCACAAGGGACGCCACGCCUCACAAGUGGCGGCCAUGGCUGUCGGUCAACACUUAGGUAUCGCCAAACGCGCCAACUUGUGGACAUCAACGGCUGGCGCAGAAUCAUUUAUAGAAAGCGAUGUUUUUGAAGUUGCAUUCUGGUUGAAUGACGCUUUAGUGGAAAUCCUCGAAAGCAUCGCUUCACAAAAUAACGCCCAUACCGCUGUCUUGAGCAUUUCCUUUGAUUCCGAGUUGUCUGAAAACCCCGCGAUGAUAGGUCUUGAUCUUAUGGGAACCAUUUUCUGUUGGUUUCGACCCUCCCUUACAGCUGCCAUCUUGUUCGAGUUUUACAAGCUAAAUAUUCCCAUUAUUAUGUCAUCGGGAAACAUCUAUAACAAGGACCCGGCAAUACUGUGGCCGCCAAUCCUUGCAUAUGAAACUUAUAGAGGAUACAACAGCAUUCCCGGCACGCCAAAUAGGAACGAACUCAGAAACUUUGCAAAUUCCAUCAUGUUGGUCGGUGCCACUACAAAAAACGGUCCCAAAGCUGAUUUCAGCCAGUUCAGUUCCCUUGUUCAGCUACACGCGCCAGCGAAGGCGUUAUGGGAAGUUCAAGCCCCGAAACAUGGCAAUGGUCUCAUCGAGACAAACGACGCAGACGCACAGGGGACGUCGUAUGCCGCACCGCAGGUCGCUGGCCUGAUUGCCUACUUCAGAGCACUUCCAAACACAGAUCUCCAAAAACGACUUAGUGACGUACGAACAUUGAAAUAUUUCCUGGGCAAAUUGGCACGCGUCUUGAACGUCAUGCCUGGCCUCCCAAUGCCACCUAAGUACAAAGCGAGAUUUCCCGAAACACUGAUGGUCCGGACGAUAUGGAAUGGCCAGCUGCCCGAAGACUUGUCAUGUCUCGUACAAGAGGAUAUUGACAAAAUGACGGAGGCACAGAGAAACGUUUGUCCCGACAUUAAAAACGACAAGUUCUGGAAUGAUGCAAAAUACUGGAACGCCAUCAGCACCACUGAAGAUAACGACAAGGGUCAGACCAUUGAGUGGCAACCAGGCGAACCCGGGCCGCUCUGCUCGGCAGCCGCCCCGUCCACUACUCCGUCGAAGGGCUCCGGGCGGGCAACUCUCCCUCCAGAGCUUAAUGGUCGCGCACCGCAGAUUGUCCUAGGACCAGGCCAGUGUGGCACAGGCUGCAACAGUGACUGGUACUGCGACGAUUCACCAGACGGAGUACCACCAUUUUACCGAGACCCCAAAGAUCCGAACAAGAGCAACCCCUAUUUGGGCAUUCUUCCAGUGCCGAUACCGAUCCCCACUCCGCUGCCGUCAACGGCGCCACAAGUCCGGCAUUGCCAUUUCCAUAUCACAAAAAUAUUUACGUACACGACAUCGAUCGCACCUACGAGUCCAACAUUGUCUCGGCUCGCCUGUACAAGCUACGACCCCAACAACGCCAACACUGUCCUCGGUACCAAAAAUAUCGGCACUGCGAGUGGGAAUAAGCUGGUCUGGUCGGCUUCCCAGUCCAGACUGCCUGCUGAUAUUCACUUUGCGCUAUCCAGCUGCCUUGUUCCGCGGAGCAUGAAUUUCCGCCGAGGAGUGGACGGUACGGAUGAUACGGACAGUACAGACAGUGUGGACGAGGUGGACAGUGCGGACGGUACGGAUGGUGCAGACAGUAUGGACGGCUCAGACGAUAGCCCGCUGGAGUCCGACAACUGCGUAAUCACGUUUACGACCAGCGGCCACACCUGGUCGACGGACGACCGCGAUUCGGCAAAGGCAGCGUAUUGCAACGUGGGCAAAUACUCGGGUCAUUUGACCCAAGACAUGGACUGUUUUUACACAUGCUAG